AUGGCCAACCAGAAGAAGUCAGUGGCGACAUCUGCUUCCCAAAAUAAGAAUAAAGCUUACAGGAAGACAUUUAAAACUCCCAUUGGCAUGUCUCAUUCUCGUUUGGCUUUUGGUAAGGCACGCCAUUUAUCGGUGGAGUUAGAGCACCGAGCUUAUUGGUCAAUGAGACAGUUGAUCAUGGACUUUAACAUAGCAGGACAAAAUAGGCUUGUGGAAUUGAAUGAACUUGAUGAGUUUCACAAUGAAGCACAUGAGAAUGCCAAGAUCUAUAAGGAGCGUACUAAAGCUUGGCAAGACAAAAAUCUUGUUCGUAAAGAGUUUCAACCUGGGAAGCAAGUACUAUUAUUUAAUUUAAGGUUGAAAUUGUUUAUGGGCAAGUUAAAGUCAAGGUGGUCAGGACCGUACACAGUGGUGAGAGUUUUUCCUUAUGGAGUAUUGGAAUUACAAAAUAAAGAUAAGGAAACUUUUAAGGUGAAUGACCAACGAGUUAAGCCAUACUUGGGUGGAUUUUAUGAUCAAGCAAACUCCGUCCUCCUCUUAAAGCCACCCUGA
Molecule: messenger RNA, 552 nt
Organism: Humulus lupulus (European hop)
Lineage: Eukaryota; Viridiplantae; Streptophyta; Magnoliopsida; Rosales; Cannabaceae
Exons: 2
Coding region: 1-552 (183 amino acids)
Source: RefSeq, a predicted model, not a curated record